UAAUAAUCUACUUUUCUUUUUAAAAAAAUAAUUUAAAAUGGGUAGAAAGAGAAAUAAAAAGCCCUCGAAGAAUUUUAUUUGUCGAAAAUGUUCAGAAAAAACCAUCAAAGUUAGCUCUGAAGAACUUCAAACUCUUCAAAACAUGCAAAUAACGGAAAAAGUUGCCCCAAAAAAAUUAUUUGACACUCCAGAUGCAUCUGCUUCAAAUGAAUGUGAUUCCGAGGAUGAAACCGCAAAAUAUAAUCCAGAAUUAGCAAUUCCUGUGACAAUUUCCGACAACGACAGAUAUGAUAAAAGCCGAAAACUGAAUGGGAGUGCCGUUAUUUUCAAUUUUGAAAAUUUUCGCAAUUCAAAAAUGUAUCCAAAACGCGAAGGAUCUACAAAAGAUGUCAAACGUCUUUCGGAAAUGUUCGAAAAAUUAAACAUUGACAUACCGGAAGAUCGAAUUUAUGAAAAUUUGUCACACAGCUCCAUGAUUACGAAGAUAAAAGAGCUCAAAUCAAUGACCCCAUUGUUAUCAGAUAGUAAUGCAUUGAUUGUGGUAAUACUCUCACACGGCCUUGAACAUGAUAACGUUAUGGCUGCCGAUCGUUCUUUUUCGCUGAAUGACAUCAUCGAUAUGUUCACACCUGAAGAACUUCCUGAAAUGGCAACUCGACCCAAAAUAUUUCUCGUUCAAGCGUGUCGCGGAGACAAAUUGGAUUCUGGUGCAAUUUUGAAAGAGCAAAAGUUCACGUUUGAUCAAGUAGAUUCCGGAAUAGAGGAGAUUCCGUUCAAUUAUCCAAGUCAUGCGGAUGUUUGUGUUGCUUACAGUUCGCAUCAUGGGCAUUAUUCGUUUCGCAAUGCCAACGGAUCGUGGUUUAUUCAAGAGUUUUGUAAUGUUCUCGAGGAAAUUGACUUAAAGCAGAACCAUUUCUUGGAUAUUCUCGCACAAACUAAUGCCAAAGUCGCAGUUCGUGGAACUAGCUCUGAGGAUGUUAAAUUUGAUGAUAAAAAGCAGAUUUCGAGCUUUUAUUCGACGUUUACGAAAAAGUUUUAUUUGUCGGAUUAAAACAUUUCGUUCAAAAAAGUCAUCAAGAAAUUUUUUGACAAUGAUGAAUUUUGAACAAGUUUAAGUAGCUGAAAAUCAAAGCUGCCAAUUUAUGACUUAAACUUAAGCUUACAUGCGACUUAAACUUUAAAUAUUUUGACGUAAUGAAGUCAAAAUAUGUCAAAAGUGAAAUUUUAUUGAAUU
Molecule: messenger RNA, 1234 nt
Organism: Culicoides brevitarsis
Lineage: Eukaryota; Metazoa; Arthropoda; Insecta; Diptera; Ceratopogonidae
Product: caspase-6-like
Exons: 3
Coding region: 38-1051 (337 amino acids)
Biological process (GO): proteolysis
Molecular function (GO): cysteine-type endopeptidase activity
Source: RefSeq, a predicted model, not a curated record